This is a messenger RNA of Homalodisca vitripennis (glassy-winged sharpshooter), 16389 nucleotides long. RefSeq names its product potassium voltage-gated channel protein eag (gene eag). Gene Ontology annotation, cellular component: membrane. The transcript is spliced from 12 exons. Lineage: Eukaryota; Metazoa; Arthropoda; Insecta; Hemiptera; Cicadellidae. Gene Ontology annotation, molecular function: voltage-gated potassium channel activity. Gene Ontology annotation, biological process: potassium ion transmembrane transport; regulation of membrane potential. Bases 122 to 3304 code for a protein of 1060 amino acids. The record is from RefSeq and is a predicted model, not a curated record.
ACGAUGGAGACGCACCCUUUGGACGGAUGAAGCCCGAGAAUGCUGGCCAGGAGAAGACACCACCUGGACUGUGGAUAGGAACCGGUAGUCAUGGAUAGAUAGUAGACCCGCACAGGACAGGAUGCCUGGGGGUAGGAGAGGGCUGGUGGCUCCGCAGAACACCUUCCUAGAGAAUAUAAUUCGCAGAUCCAGUUCACAACAUAGCAGCUUCCUCUUGGCAAACGCACAGAUCGUCGACUUUCCCAUCGUGUACUGCAACGAGUCUUUCUGCAAGAUCUCUGGAUACAAUAGGGCAGAGGUGAUGCAGAAGUCUUGUCGAUGCACGUUCAUGUAUGGGGAGCUGACGGACAAGGAGACCAUCUCUAGGAUAGACGAGAUACUGGAGAAUCAACUGCACGACCAGUUCGAGAUACUUUUGUACAAGAAAAACAAGACGCCACUAUGGCUGCUACUGCAGAUUGCCCCGAUCAAGAACGAGCGGGACCUGGUGGUGCUGUUCCUGCUGACCUUCCGCGACAUCACCGCCCUCAAGCAACCCAUCGAAACCGAGGACACCAAAGGAGGCUUGAGCAAGUUCGCCAAGCUGGCUCGCUCAGUGACGAGGAGUCGCAGUGUGCUGGUGUCCCAGUUCUCCUCCCAUCUGCCCAACCUCAAGGACACGACCAAACAGUCUCACCUAGCGCAUAUGAUGAGCUUGAGUGCAGACGUGAUGCCGCAGUAUCGACAAGAAGCACCCAAGACACCCCCUCACAUCCUGCUGCACUAUUGCGCCUUCAAGGCCAUCUGGGACUGGGUCAUCCUCUGUCUCACCUUCUACACCGCAAUCAUGGUGCCGUACAAUGUGGCCUUCAAGAACAAGACCUCCGAGGAUGUAUCGUUGCUGGUAGUAGAUUCCAUCGUGGAUGUAAUCUUUUUCAUCGACAUCGUUCUCAACUUCCACACCACAUUUGUUGGCCCGGGCGGUGAGGUUGUUUCCGAUCCCAAAGUUAUCAGGAUGAACUACCUCAAGUCGUGGUUUGUGAUUGACCUACUCUCCUGCCUGCCGUAUGAUGUGUUCAACGCCUUCGACCACGACGAAGACGGCAUCGGCAGUCUAUUCAGUGCACUGAAGGUAGUCCGACUGUUGCGGCUUGGUCGAGUUGUCCGGAAACUGGACAGGUACCUGGAGUAUGGAGCUGCUAUGUUGAUUCUGCUGCUGUGUUUCUACAUGUUGGUGGCUCACUGGCUGGCCUGUAUAUGGUACUCAAUUGGCCGAUCUGACGCGGACAACGGCGUGCAGUACUCGUGGCUCUGGAAGCUGGCUAACGUGACACAAGCACCGUACUCGUACAUCUGGAACAACGACUCCAUCCAGCCCACUCCGGAGCUGAUCAACGGACCCUCCCGUCGCACCAUGUACGUCACAGCCCUCUACUUCACCAUGACCUGCAUGACCAGUGUCGGUUUUGGUAACGUGGCUGCGGAGACUGAUAAUGAAAAGAUCUUCACAAUCUGCAUGAUGAUCAUUGCAGCACUGUUAUACGCCACCAUCUUUGGUCAUGUGACAACAAUCAUCCAGCAGAUGACAUCUGCCACAGCCAAGUACCAUGACAUGCUCAACAACGUGCGGGAGUUCAUGAAGCUCCAUGAGGUACCCAAAGCCUUGUCCGAGCGAGUUAUGGACUACGUGGUGUCCACCUGGGCUAUGACAAAGGGGCUCGAUACUGAUAAGGUGCUCAACUACUGUCCAAAAGACAUGAAAGCGGAUAUCUGUGUUCAUCUAAACCGUAAGGUUUUCAAUGAACAUCCAGCAUUCCGUCUAGCAAGUGACGGCUGCUUGCGAGCACUUGCUAUGCACUUCACCAUGAGCCAUUCUGCACCCGGGGAUCUGCUAUACCAUACAGGCGAGAGUAUAGACUCGCUUUGCUUCAUUGUGACAGGCAGCCUUGAGGUUAUACAAGAUGAUGAAGUUGUUGCAAUAUUGGGAAAGGGUGAUGUUUUUGGUGACUCAUUCUGGAAAGACUCGGCGGUUGGUCAGUCAGCAGCCAAUGUCCGUGCUCUGACAUACUGCGACUUGCACACAAUCAAGCGAGAUAAACUUCUGGAAGUUCUUGACUUCUACCAGGCAUUUGCCAAUAGCUUUGCAAGAAAUCUGAUCCUUACCUACAACCUGAGGCAUAGGCUGAUAUUCAGAAAAGUAGCUGAUGUAAGACGAGAAAAAGAAUUAGCUGAGAGACGAAAGAAUGAGCCACAACUAGAUCAAAACCAAGAUCAUCUGGUACGUAAAAUAUUUUCAAAGUUUAGAAGAGACCGAGCUUUGCAAGCACAAGCGUCACAGUCCCAGAGUCCCGUUGGCCAGGACGUAGAGAAAGGAGAGAAGAGCGACACUGCAAGUGAUGGAGGGCUUCUAGAGAAAAGACAUUCCAUCUGCGGAGCAAAGCUGACAAGCGUGGCAGAAGCUGACAGUGGAAGCAGCUCCUCAGCCUUGGUGCCUGUACAGAAGACUGCGAGACCAACGACCAUUCGAGCCAGCAAGUGGGGACGGCUGCUUGGAUCUAGCUUAGAUUCUGGAAGUGAAACAACAGCUGUCAGUUCCCGACCUGCUUCUGGUCGGGACUCUCCUGCGAAGUCAUCGGGUUCCGGAAACGGAAACGGUUCGUCUGGAGGGUCUGGCAAUAAAGUGUUCCCGAAGUUACAAAAGGUAACGGCUGCCGGUGGCCUUGCUCCUCCUCAAGUGGUGCGACAGGACACUAUAGAAGAAAUAGUGGAGCUUGAGGACAGACAGAAUAGAUCAACGAAUCUCCGUAAGUUUGAUUCGUAUGACAGUGGUAUUAUUAGAAGUAGUAAUCAGAAACUGAAUGAAAAUUUUCAGCCCCCACCAGCUGGUACUCCUGCAGAGUACAAAGAAAUUAUUUCGAACAUUAUGGACUUCAAAGUGGACGUUAAACUUGAAGUCCAGCGACUGAAUCAAAAAAUCACUCGGAUGGAGGAGAUGUUGACUGAAGUCCUUUCACGGCUGGGAUCCACGAGUCCAUCAUCGGCGUCACAAGGUCCUGAGUCGGGUCCUGAAGGAGGUGCUAAGUCAUCCCGUCCACAAAGUUCGGGUGAAACCGGUAGUGUUAUUUUGAGGAAAAGACGAUCAAAAUCAAGGACAAAAGCAGCAGCCCCUGCUGCCCCUGUGACUAGGACUUCUGAUCCUGAACCGGAGCCUGCCCCCUCAUCACCUCCACCUCAACCACCCCCCACCUCCCAUUCUGCCCCCGGUAGAAUUGAUGAAGACACUGUUAAGAGGCCUUAUCCGAGAAGACCCAGAGAAUUUCUAUAGCAUUAGCUCUAAGUUACUUUAAAUAAUGUUAUUUAUUGCUGUUUUUAAUUUCAAUGGUAACGAAAACACCAUGUGCAUUUAAUUUUUUAAUUUACGCUUUGCAGUACAUAAAUACAGGUAAACCUAUAUGUUGUAAUAUUUGCUUAAGUUUUUCUUAUAUAAUUCUUAUUAACAUCAUUUGGAAAUGUUACUCUAAGUCACUUUAAAUGAAGAUUAUGUAAAAUGUGUAAGUGGGCAUAUUUAUCUUUAUUAAAAAUUUAUUUAUGAUGGUUUGUAAGCUGCCAACUAUCAAGAGGCUUUAAAUAAAUGGUUGGUAUGUCCUUAUAUAAGCCUAGAUAAACAGCAUGAAAACAUUAAAUAAUAUCUAACUAGCUGUUUUCGGAGUCAUUACCUAUUUCAGAUGUCAAUCUGACUUUGUUAAAAAUAAAAAAAAAUACGUCAAUUCAGCUGUAAAAUCCAAUUAGGUCUAUAAAAGAUUAAAUAUAAAGUGAAUAAAUUAGUGUUGACAAAAAAGUGAUUUGUUGUUAUUUUUUUAAGUAUUUUUCUCUAUAAACUGUAAUGCAUUGGUGGCCUUGGUUUGUUUGAGUUAUGUUAGGUCUCUGUCAAUGAAACCACUUUCUUUUAAAUUUUGAGACAGUUCCAGAACUAAUGAGUUUUAACUGUAUUAGUGGGAUAUUAUCUUAUUUGGACCCAACUUUUUAUGAAAUAAUGAUCAGAAAUUGGUUUAGGUCAUUAUUGAAUAGUAUUCAGAACACUAAUGUGACUUUCCCCAGAUAUCAAAGAUAAUAAAUUGUAAGAUAAAAAUCUAGAGUUAAACCCAGUCACUGUGGAAGGCCAAAAAGCAAUUAUAUCAUUCAGCGGUUUUAGUGUGGUUUUUUAAUGUUUUCUAGAUAUAUACUAUAUCAUGUAGUUCAUUCAUCAGAUGAUGUUAAUAACUUCUAAAAUCUUAUGUGGUCAAUUAAUGCAUGUCCCAAAUCAUACUUAAGAAAAACAAUAUAAAUUCAUAUCUGAAAAUAGUUUUAGAACGCUAUAUAUGAACAUAAAUCCAAAAACUGUUAGAUAAAUUGUUAACAAUUCAUGAUUGGUAAGGGAUUAUGCUAUCAGAGAAUCAUUAAACAAAUCCUGUACGAAUAAUACAAUGUUAAUAAAAAACCUCAUUGCUUUCCUAAUCUAGAUAUUGUAAUAAAAACUUACAAGUUUACUGUGCUGUUUUAAAGUUUAUAACUUUUGUUAUGUAUUGUACAUAAUUUUGUAUAAAGAUAACUACUAAAUGUUAUUUGAUGUUUUGUUAGAAAUACAGUACAAAGAGGGCAGGAUAAAAGGAGUUUUGAGUGUGAUAGGGGAGGAUACAAUAUGAAUUUAAAAGUUGCUUAUUAUACUAUAAUAAAAUACAACAUUUCAAUUCUUCACCAACCUUAAAAGGAAGGCCGUCCGGUUAUAACAAGGUUGUUAAAUUUAUACAUUUUGUUUUAUUAAUAUUUCAGUUAUCUUAGCUGAAAUGACCACAUGGUGUUUUUAUUGUAGCUUUUAUGCUUUUAUGUCUGAUAAAUUUAUUUUGGAAUUUGGACUUCAGCAAUUGCUUAAGACAUAGAAAAAUGAAUUAUUGAGUCAAUUUUUUACUUUAGGGUUAACUAUAGAGUGUACCAUAACUAGAAUAAAUUAUUAUAAGGGCAAUAUACCACAUACUGAAAUGGUGCAUGCAUGCUAGCCUGGAUUAGACUGUUACGUUGGAGUUAGGAGGUGGAAUGUCAUGAAAUGAAGGCCACAGCAAUGUAAAUGAUACAGUUUUUAAGCAUUAUAACUCACUUUAACUGUUGAUCAUUUUUUGUUUCAAGUACUUCUUGAUUUGCCUGUAAGGCUGGCUCAGCAGUACCGUGUCUAGUGUUGGGUGGCUUGUUUCAUUAUACUGUUGUGCCUCUAUUCACAGUGGAAAUUAAGGUUAUUUUCUGUCAUCUUCCUUUGAAAUAACUGUGAAAGAAAAGUUAUAGAAACAGGUGGUGUUUUGUGUUAAAAUUAUACAUUGAUAAAAAGUUAUCAUUAUAAUAUUCUUGUAGGUAUUCAAAAGUAGUUUGGCCACCUGUGUGUUUCCAACAUAUUUUAGCUAAGCCAGCCCUACAGGCCUAUAUUAGUAAAUUGCAAAUACUUAUAUUCAUAUGAGAUAAUUGAAAGAAAAAAGAUUUGAACUGUUAUAAAGUAAGUGGGUGGAGUUUUGGGAGUUAAACAGAUUCAAAAGUAUGAGAAUGAUCCAUGCUUCUCCAUUAUCAAUAGUUCACUGGUUCAAUGAUUUAUCUCAUAAAUGGAUGAUAUUAAAUAUAUGAAACAGGCAGUUAACCCUCUUGUUAUGUAUGAUUAAUAGAAAGAAUUUCAGUUCUUUUAUCUCAAGGAGUUAUCAAAUCCAGAAAACCAGUUAUUAAUGUAUGGAGUUGUGUUGGUUGUGCCCUCUGGCACUAUCAUUGGACUUGCAGAAGAUCAAACAACCCCAGAAAUUUUGGUAAUAAACAACUAUUUGAUACAGUCAGAUAUAUUGUUGGGUAUUAAGAGAGAAAAUUGUCUUUAUUUACCAUUCCAAAGAAAGAAAGGUUCAAAGUGGAGCCACCUUUGAUGAUUUUUUUCAAAGACUGGAAAGGAAUUUCCCUAUGGUAGCCUAUCACAAGGUUUUCAAUAUUAUUCAAUACAAGGUCAGGUAACUGUCAUACUUUAUUUUGAUACCCAUUGACUGUAACACAAAUAUGGGGAAAAAGUGUGAAAGGAUAUAAAUAGGAGGGUAAAUGAAUGUUGUCAAAAAUGUUGUACCCACAUAGAAUUAAUUAAUCUUCUUUUAAUUCAUCUAAAAACCACAAUCUGACGCGUCCUAACAACCCUCAUAGUUCUGGUGGUCACACAGGUUCCCUUAGUAAAGUUCAUGUUACUGCUUCAGAUAACCAUGGAUAUGAUUUUUCUAAGUAGCCAAGAUUUAAUAACUCUUGACAUUAAAAGAACUCCAAUCUCUGUAACAUUAUAUUUUUGAGACAGAGCUCUAAGUGUCCCGAUAUUUGCCUACCUCAGGAGCUUGCAGUAUAUAAACUUUUCAACAAGGCACCCCAUUUAACACUUGAGUAUUCAUAGAAAUAGGUAAUCUGUUUUACAGACCAUAUUGGGCUUACAUUGUUUUUCGUCAGUAUCAAACAGCUGAUACUGUCCACAUUCCAGCCUUAACAGGAAAAGCCACAGGUGGUUCUCAGAUUCCUUUCGUUUAAUAGAAAAACGUCAAGUUACUUAGUAGUUGUGGAUCAUCCAGCUCAGUGCUGGAUUUUCAAAUAUUGGCUUUCAUUUGCAUUCUUUUUGGGGAGUACCAUCAGACUCUAUUAAAUUUAAAAAUAAAAAUGUAAUUAAAUUAAUUCAUAAAUUCAAAGGAACCAUAAUCUUCACACAGGAUUUCAACGGAAGUAGGAACCACUAAUAGCAAUCGAUGUUCAUGUAACAGUAAUGAUUGUGACAAAAAAGAUUAUAUGUACUGUUGAAUUUUGUUCCCUGUUGGUUCAAGAAUCAUUCAUUGAUUUGGUAAUUUUAAUUAAGGACAGAGUAUUCAAUCUCUUAAUUGGUUUUAAAUUUUUGUCAAAAUCUUUAUAUUGUGCUCCUGAUACAGAAUAUCAAAUUAAAAUGUGACGUCUGUCAUAUGCAGUAAAAUAGAACAUAUCUAUAUGUUAUUGAAGUGUUAGGUUUACAGUAGAUCCAAAAUAACCUGAUUGUGUUAUGAACACAAAAAUGUUGUACUGGUAUUUAAAAAUCUAUAAAAAUGUUUUAUAAGUUAAAACAAUAUUUAAACAAAGUAUACACAUGUUAUUGAGACAAAAUAAAUCUCACAGAGUACAAAUUAUUUUCUUUACCACUUUUUUGGAACACUUUUUAACACUUUUUGUGGAAAAACUAUGUUGAUAACUAAAUGAUGGCUGUGAAAACAAUCAGAAUGGCAACUUUUGGAAAGUAAAAUAAAGUCAAAGAUCUCUUAACGAUAAGUCGCAGGCUUCUAAUGGGUUUAUUUUUUAAAGCUCUGUGGUUAAUAAUAAUAAGUAAAUCAGUAAUCUACCCCAAGUAUUGUUAAACACAUUGGAAAUUACUUGAUCAACCCAAAAUAGUGUCUUACCAUAUUAGGAUAUUACAGACUCAAGGUCAUGAGAGUCUAAAACUUCUUUACUAAAGGAGAAAAGAAAGCACUAACUACCCUGGGUCACAACCAACACAAGUUUUUCCCAGUAAAUAUUAUAACAGUAUUUGUUUCAUAGUUUGUAGUAUUACAAUUUGUGUUUAUUUAUUUUUUGCUGAUAAAAUAAUAUAUCUGGCAGUGUUGUUUGUUCAUAUUAUGCUGUAUGAUUCGUGUAAUUUUUUAUUUCUGUUUGUAAGGUAAAAUCAAAACACAUAUACUAAUAAAUUAGUUGCAGCCCUUGUUAUAGUAUCUGUUAUUAAUCCUAAGCCAGGGAAAUGUACAUGAAAAUAUUUAUCGUAAUUGGAAAUCAUGUUUAAUAUCAUUAUACUUACAAAACCAAAUUAGAUAAAGCUUGAUCACAGUUUUAAUAUAAAACAUGUUUUGUUAUAAGUUUAACACGUUUGUAAUUAAUUUUAGAAUUACUAAUUGUUUGCUAAGCAAAAUGUUUGUUACCUCAUAUAUUUAACUGUUAAUUUUAAUGAUAAGUUUUUGUUACCUAAAUAUGUUAUACUUCUAGUUUAACUAGUUUAUGUUCACGUGAUCUAUUUAUCUGUGAUUUAACGAUCUCAUUUCAUGUUUUUACUUUAUUGCUUUUGUAGAUUUGGCAAUAAAACUGAAGUACUUAUUUAUCUUAAGUUUCAGAGAUGCCUGGAAUAAUAGGAUUAGAAGAAUUAAAACAUGAAUGAAAUAUAAGAAAGUAACAAAAUUCAAUGUUAGUAUACAACAAAACACUAAAACAAAUAAUUUGAUUUAUUCUUUCAGACAAUAAAUUAAUAUGAGUAUUAAAAAGCAAUAUUAUUUUAAGUGAAUUAUGAAAACUUGUUCCAUAUGAGUAAUAUCAGAUUAUGACUAAGUGAUGAGAAUUUGUAAUAUAUUACACUUUGCUUGUUAAAUAAGACUGUCCUGUAACUGAUUCUUGAUGUGUCUGUCACGUAACCUAAAAUUUCUGUGAUCUUGCUGUCCACAAAAAACCAAAUUGAAUAACAAAUUUUUAGGAGUUUAGUUUAAUGAGUUCUAAAUGAUUUUAGUUUGGCCUCAACAGUCAAUUUUAGAUUGUGUCCUUUCAGCCAGUUUCUGAAUAUGAUAGGUAUGUUUUGAAAUUCUCUCUCUUGCCUGUAUUUUCUUCUUUCUUUUGAGGAAUUUAAAUUUUUACACAUACUUCCAACUGUUUUUGAAACUAAAUCAAUAUAAUGAUUAAUUCUGACCACUGCUAUUUCACUCCAUUUUUUAUAUGUAAACCUCAACCUUUAGUGCAGUAUUUAUAUACUUAUUUAAAGAUGAAUUCAGAUUAAAAAUUUGAUUUUAAAUACCUGCUCUUGUUUGAAAAAUAAUGGUUAUUUUAAUAGCAUUUGUGUUAGUAUUAUAAACCUAUACUUCUUCAAUAAAAUAUUUUUUUUAAUUUGUCACAAAUAAGAGUAAUAAUUAUAACAAUGCAUAAACAUAAAAACCAUGUGUUAGAAAUUUGUAUACGGGCUGGAAUAAACAGCAGCGAUUAGUUUGAUAUAUUUAUAUUUUAUUAUUUUAUUUAGUACAUAAAGUCCAUGUAUUCUUUAUUUAGCUCAAAACUUGUUUUAUGAAACAUGAAAAUAAGAAAAGAAUUGUUAAUACACUAUGUACAAGUAAUAAAUUAUCAACAACCACGCAAUAAAUUUUUACAUUCUAAGAGUUUGCAAUAGAGUUGUGAGAUGCAGUUAUACUGAAAUUGUUUGGAAUUUCAGUUGUAGUUCUUACUCAAUAGAAAAUAAAGAUAAAAAUGUUUUUGAUUGACAUGGUUGCAAUAGAGACAAGAUUUUUUUCUUUUUAUAUAAAACCUUCAGAAAAAUGCUUCCAGGUGUAACUUAUUUAGAAACUUGCUCGAAAAGCAGACUUUGUACUGGUGUUUACUGUUUGUAAACAUGUUACAUUUGGAUUGCAUACAUUUUUAAAAGAUUACAUUUUCUGCUUCAGAUUGACGUUAAUGUAGACUAAGUAUAUUUGCCUUUAAAACAUUUUGUUUCAUGUCCAUGAGUAUAACACUAUUUCAACUCAAAUCAUUUUUUCAUUACAAAUCAAAGAGAAAGUGGUGGUGUUGUUAUCAAUUACAAAGUAAUCCACACUCCACUUAUCAUUACACGCAGCACUCACGCUAUAAACAUUUCUCUUUUAAUCACCCUCAACAACAGCAUGGACAUAGAUGCUGAGAGUGAGAAAUUAAAGCUAUAUUAGGCAAUUUGGGUUUUGGUGCCAAUAAAUUAACUUGUGCUAUGGACCGAUCCACCUAGCUUGAACUGUGGUUAGCAUGUGCACAAGCCACCCCACCCUCUCCACUUCAUAUGGGAGCACGUAGUACAGUCCAUACCAAACAUAGUGUAUUCUUCUAGUGAAGUGGGUUGUAUUAUUCUGUGACGCUUAGACUGUGGAGCAGUCUACAUAGAUUGAGCCAUAAGAGGGGUAGACUGUCACCUCCUCUAUCUAGACUUCAUGUUUCACAUUAAACACAACCAAUAUUUUCAUUGGACCAGGGAGGGUGGAUUAAGCCUGAAGGUGAAAAUUUCUGUUGUAAAAGGACAUUAAUCCUUGAAGAUAUAUUAGGGAGAAUGUAGCUAUUGUGUCAUUGUUGUAGCCAUGAACCUUAUAUCUGGUGCAGAGAGGUGGGAUGUCAUAUGGAGGUCACAUCAUCUCUCAGAGAUCACCAUCAUCCUCACCACUCUUGUUCUGAAGAGAUCUCACCAUCCUGGUAAAGUGCCUCUGCAGAGGUCUUGAGCAUAUGGGUCUGGUGUUAGAAUGUUUAUAGGAGUGAAAAUUUCUUCCAGUGCACAUAGAUGACAAAAUAAACACCCAAGGUGGUAUAUGUAAUUGUUUUUCAAGUAUUUGAGAAAAGAAAGGUAAACAAAAAUGGUUUGUGGCAAAUGUGUUCAAUAUAAAAAGUAGCCCAGAAUCAUGUCUCCAUACCAUACUUACAUUAAAAAUGUUAGUUCCAACAGAUCAGUUCCAAAAAUAUCAACUGUGUUAAAGUAGAGUAUUUACCAACUAACAAUGAUUGGUCGUGAUUCAGUUGUAACUGGACUCAGUAACUGGUGUAUAUAUAUAAAACAAUGCGUGAUAUUUGGAAAUUGUUCAGUAUAUUUGGCAAAGUAGGUCUUUUUAUCAUGCAGCAACAAAUAAUUUAGUAAUUUUGUUAGUGAUUGUGGUUUCAAUUUUACAAUUUGUUUAAGAAAAAUAAAAUUUAAAAUGAUAGUUUCAGAAAUAGUUUUUUCAAAUCAGUAUAAGACUGAUGAAAAUAAAAAAUACCAAGUUUAUGACGUAUACUUAUGAAAACUUAUAUAACUGCAAUAAUCCUGGUCCCAUUACAAUGGUUUACUUAUUUGUAAAAUAUAAUGGAAUUUGAAUUUGAGCGAUUUAUUCAAAAUCACUUUACAUCUCCUAAAUCAACUGUAAUUUUCAAACAAGAGCAGAUUUUAAUAAUUUGUGUACUAAUUAAUUCAGCAUGAAAACUUAUAAUGAAAUUCAUGUCAAAAGUUAUUAUGGAUAAUUCAUUACUGUAAAAAUUAAUUUCCUCUAAUUAUAAAAAUAAAGAAAGGAGACACAUUUAAAAGUCAUCUAGUUUAUAUAUUUUUUGUAAUCUAGAUUAUAGAUAUAGAUAAGUCAAAUCAGGAUUUUAAAAAUUUUUAGGGAUGUAUUCCCUCAGUACUAUUGCUUAUUUUGGUUGGUAUUCAUGUUAAUAUUUGAGUGGGUUGUGCUUUAACUACACAAUCACUAGUAGUUAGUUGUAAUAACGAUCAUGUAAAUUCCUAAAUUUUUGUUAUAUCUGGGAAGGUCGGGGAUAGUGAUACUUCAUAAUAUAAUUUAAUCUAAACGAUUGUGCAAACAAUGAUGGUUAUGUAGGAGCACAAACAGUUUACUGUGUAAAACAAAAUCAUGAAAAAAAAGAAUUUAAAAAUAUCAAUAACUCUAUUUUAUAAUCUUAAGAAUUGGCAAAAUGAUACUCAGCCCUAUAAAUGAUAAUUGAACACAUGAAAAUUAAUAGUUAUUUUGAACACAUAUUUUAAUGUUGGUUUUAUGUGUUGGCUACAAGAUAGGGAAAAGAUACUUCGUCCUGAGACGCUCAAGUGAAGUUGUAUCACAUUUGGGUCAGUUUGGAACUACGGGAGCAAUUCACAUAUUGUGACUUAAUUCGCUUCUAGCUUGUUCAUUAUUGUCCUGUCAAACUUGUACAAACUUAUGGUAGCUCUUGAAACUUGUAUUUAAGGAUAUCCUUGAUAGCAAUAUAGUUGUAAGUUAGAGUGAUUGAGAAGAAAGCGUGUGGAUAGGUAGUUACCAUGUGCUGUCUUAGACUGUGCUAGUUAAGUUACCAACAUUUUAGUAAUUUCUAAUGUGCAUUUUCUAUUUGAACGUUGAUUUUCUCAACGUCUUUCAUUUUCUUUUAUUGUUUUAAGUAGAAUGUUGCUAUUUCUGCCUUGACCGUAGCACAUUUUAUAAGUAUUUUCCACAUUGCACUGUACGAUUCUGUUCAUCAAGAUCAAUGUAAUCGCUAUAGUCCAUGUGAUUAUAGAUAAGUCUAAAAAGGUGAACAGCCUUGUUUCCAUGAAAGAACUUGAUUCGUAUAACCUUCCUUUUGAUAUUUCUUUAUACAGAAAUACCUAUUCUAUUAUAAACCAUUAAAGUAAAAAACCAGUAAAAAAAUCAACUUAAACAUGUUUAUCAGAUGUAAUAAAAUGAAAAUUUAUACCACGAUAUGAAAUUGUCAUUUUAAAUAGUUAAUUUUUAUAUAUUUCUCCCAAUUUUUACUUCUUUAAAUAUUAAGAGAAAAGGGUGGAAAACUUGCAUUCAUAUUUAGUUCAAAAAGAACUAAAUUGUGGUUAAAAAUAUUAUAUUAUUUAUUUUUAAAGGUAUGAUUACAAAUUUAUUUACUUAAAUGAAGAUUUGUGAAUUCUUCCAAUCAUUAAUAAAUUUUGUAACCUCUUUAAACCCAAAUAGUUCUUAAAACGCUUUUAAUAUUUUCUCAUUUGGGUUCAUAUUUAAAUUGUAUACAAAUUUUAAUCCAGAACAAAUUUUUUUGUGAUUUCAAGAGUAUUUUUCAUGAUAAAAAAAGCAUUACUGAGCAGAUUUUAUAAUAUAUUGUUGGUUCAUCCAUGGACUCAUGGAUGAUUUAAUAUGAUUUAAUAAACAGGGUACCUAAAAUGCACAUUGAUGUGAUGCUCAUAAUAUGAUUAGUUAAAUGGUUGAUAAGUGUAAAUAAAGUUAAUUCUAAUUAAGUAUUGACAGCACAUGCAAGUUUGGCGUAGAGAUUAAGCUAUUGUACACUGUGAGGUGUUGCUAUAAGAGGAUGCCACUGAUUGUUACCGGUGGUCUUGUAUGUUACGUUAUUGUUAUUAGACAUAUUGGUACUUAUUUUGUAGGAAAGAGUUUUUAUAAUAGCAGUUUCGUUUUUACUCGUUCUGUAAAUAUCUAUAAAUAUUGGAAAUUCGAAUUUCUUUGUAAGUGUUUUAUAGUCAGUAGUCUAACGAACGUUAUAAUUUUGCGGAUUCGGAUCUGAAUAAACUGUGCAUAUUAGAAAUUUUACAUUCUUAACAUCUAGAAUAUAUUAGUUAUAUGUUUAAGAAGGAUUAAAAUAAUGAUUUUACAUUUAUAUGUUUAACUAGUUGUGCUAGACAUGAGUACGUGCUUAUGUAUUGAAACUUCUUUGUUUGUUAAGAGACAGAGUACAUUGAUUUCAAAUAUUUCAUUAGUAAUAUAAUAGCUAAUGGAAAUUGUAAAGGUUAUUGUUGAAGUCUUUCUAUGGCAAGAACAAUAAGGCAGACUUACAACUAUUCUUCCAUAUAAACUUUAAUGCUAAAUGUAAAAACACCAAUUUUCUCAACAAUCAAAUAUUUACUCCUUUCUGAAUUUAAAAGGAUAUAAGUUUAACAGUAUGAUCAUUCUAAUUUUUCUAGUUAUUAAUGUAGUUACAAUUAUACACAUGAGUGUGAAUUAGUAAUAAAAUUGUAAUCAGGAAUUAAUAAAUUACAAAAUAGUUUAAAACAUAAAAAUAGUAAUCUUUCAUUUGAUGUUAGCAAUAUUUCUUUUUGAGUUCUGCAUAUCAUUUCUGUGUUUGAGUUUGUUAGAUCUUUAAUUUUACAGUGCAGUUUACAUAAUGUAAAAUGGUUUAUUUGUCAUAUCAGUUUCAAAAUUCCUUUCUGUAGUAACAAAAAACUAAAGCAUUGUUUGUAAAUUUUUCAAUUUUUAUUAUUUAAGUAAAAGUUUACAUAUUUGUGUACGAUGUACAUUAAAAGUUAGCCAGUCAUAGCUUAGUACUUAUGUGAAUAGUACUCUGAUGUUUUCUAGAUUUUUAUAUCACUUGUCAGUAUAGUAAUAAAUUCGUAUUUAGGUUUCCAUUUCGUAUUAUUAGUAAUUAGGAAUUAUAGAGAGUAAAUAUAGCUUUCAAUUACAAUGAAUACUGCAAAAUCUCUAAAAGGUCUGGAUGAAAGAUUACACCAUGUAUUUAAAGUCCGUGUUCAGUUACAUAUAAAAUGUUAUUUUCACAAAAAAUAUUUAAAAAUAAAUAUGGCAUUUUAUGUAAAACUGCUUAGGCAUCUAAAAAAUUAAAAUAUUCCAGCGAUUGUGGGUUGUUAUUUUUCUUUUGAACUUAUGUCAGCAUUUGGCAAAAGCCGUUGAACAGGCCAAUUCAUGUCCAUAGGUUGUUGGGAUUAUCCAUUUUUCGGAAUGAAAUAUUGUCUUGUGCAUGAGUGUUAACAUUCAGGUAAAACAUGCACUCACGCUUGCUCCAAGAACUAUUGGUUAAAAAUUAAUAGUCUACUGUUGCUAGUACAUUUAGAAUUUUAUCAUUUCAGCAUUUUAAUAAGGGUGUUUUUAACUAAAUGAUACACAUAUGUUUCAAAAUAAAUUUAAUAUGAUUAAAUAUAGAUGAAUUUAAAGUAAUACAUUUUUACCAGGGCUUAAAAAUAUUUGCUUCGGAGCGGCUUUACAGAGUUUCAAAGAUAAAUAAAAGUAAUAUUUAAGCUAACUUUGUGAAAAAUCAAUUUUGAGUUUAAUAAAGUUGUGUUGACCCCCUCCCUUUCAUUUUAACAAUAAAAAUUAAUUAACCGUUUGAAAAAUUUCAAACAAACAAGCUUAACCUAUAGGGCUUUCACUAGGAUGUGUUGGGUUUAAUGUCAAUAGCAUACACGUGAUAGUUAGAAAAAAAAAUAGUUUUACUGAGAAAGGACUCUGUUGGGUUAUUCAUCCGAUUGAUUUAAAAUUUACAUAUUUGAUCUGUUUGGUAUGUUUCAGCUGAUUUACAUGCUGCUGUUACACAUUUCAAUUUUUUUCAGUAAUUCUGUGUACUGUAUUGUUUGGAUUCAUGAAAUUUAAUGAUUACAAAAUCCAAAACUGAAUUAAAAUCCAGAUGAGAAGUAAUUAAUUUUUCACCUAAGAAGCAGAUAAACAGAUAUUUUAAAAAAGCCUGAUUGAAUCAGAUUAUUUUCAUAAAGUGAUUCAUCUAAGUGACAAAUGCGAAUAAACAAUAUGACUGCGAAAGAAAUACAAGCAGAUACGAAAGAAAUACAAGCAGAUACGUUCGCAAUAAACACUGAAUGCAAGUGGUUAAUGACUCCCAACACAGUCCUAACAAGAUUGUAUUAGGAUCCCUCAAUUUUAUCUCUGAUCCUUGCAGAUAAUUAAGUUUCCUUCUUGCUCUCCACUCAGUUACAUACAUAAACAUUGAAUAAUUAAUGGGAUGGUACAUUUUUCUAAUUUAUCUUAGGAUUGAUUGACUGUAUCAAAAUCAAUUACACCCUAAGAGUAUACUAUCUGUAAAUUUUUGAAUUGGACCACAUCUUCUGUUCAAUAUUGAAAUAAUGACUUCAAAAAAAUGGAUAUUGUAUUAAAAGUGCAGUAAAUGGUGUGUAAUCCAUUCAUUUCAAGGAUAACUUUUGUUAUAUCAGGCUAUAUGUUGAAAUCUCAUAAGUUGUUACCGAAGGCGUUUGUUUAAUUGGGUUGAAAAAUUCAAGAUAAAAUGCCCAUUUUUAGGGGCUUACUAACAAAAAGUCCUAACUAGUAAGACAAUCACUAACAUUCUUUCACAUGAUGUUAUUUUAUUAUUCCAAUCAAAAUGGUUAUCAAACACAAAAGGCCAUACUGACUAGAUUUGAAUUGUAUGGAUAAAAUGCUCUUACAGUACACACACACACUUUAGAGGUGUAUUAACGUAGUAGAUAUGUUUAAAUAACAAAAAAAAACUAUUGACAAACAACUUAAUUCUUCUUAGAACUCAAAAAGUAAAGUAGGUUUGGUGUUACUAACAAUCCAUACAAUUGGUGGGCUGAAACAGAAGUCUUAUAUUUGUUAUGCACGCAAGUGUGCUGUAUCAGAAAAAGUAACAUGAUUUAACAGAGCUACAGUAUAUUUUCAAAUGAGGACCUUUUAUUUCAUUGCUUUGUUAUUGUUGCUUUAUGUGACAUCAUCUCCUGACUUUUAUGAGGGAAUGCCAAGAGUCGCUCUGCUCGCUUGUUCUCUUACUUUCAGCAAAGUGUUUUAGAAUUUUAAGUUGAGUUUUGCAGUAUUCAAAACAAAGUGCGCUUUGAAUAUAUGUGGGUUCUAAGACAUAUCAGUGCGACAAUGUAGAAUGGUUUAGUCUAGCAAUUUUGUAGCAUCUUGGCUCUUUGUCUAUGUUUUCUUGCUAAACACAAUUGUUUGUCCUUUUCUGUUAAUUUUAUGAGAUACAACGAAAAUACAAUUUUGGAAUCGGUGUACCCUGUGUCGAUUUUAUAAGUCCUUUAGUAUGCUCAAACUGGUAUUUUAUUUCUAAUUACUUUCCAAAAUGUAGGGUAGGUCAGGGAGGGUAACAAAGUGCUUUCUGCUGUAUAGAUAUUUCAUCUUUAUGCACUAUUAUUCUAGUACUAUUUAAUAAUUGAGAUAAUAAAGCUACAAACUAUUUCUUCCUAAA